AUGACUUCGUUUGGCAGUUUAUUAAGGGGAAUGAUUAGGGUAGAGUUGGAAAAUUUGCUGUGGCCGCUUGAAGGAGGCCUUAAUGCCCGCCGCGACCUCUACCAGAGUUACAGUGUGGCACGUCAGCAUUUAAGAAAACUAGCGGGGGUAAUCCUUGCCUUCUAUGAGCGACUUACAUUACCGACUAGACCUCACUAUAAGGUUGCCAUGUACAUAGUUGCAAAGGUCAUGACUGCGACGGAAGCACAAUACCCUUUACACUACGUAGCGAAAGCAGCUAAUUCUGACAUAUACCUCUGCUGCUUGGGAGCUCCCCUAGCCGUAAGAGCUCUAAAACAAGUUACUCCCACUCUGUUUCAAGCAAAACGACAUAUUGUGUUUACAAGAGGUAAUAACGCCCACUUUUCAGGAUCUUUAUUAAAAGAUUGGGAAACUUUUUGGAGUUGUUGCCGAAGCCGUCAAGGCUUUAAUGGCGUAGCUACUUUUGCAAGAAAAGGGUUAACUAGUAGCGCAGAUGCCAAUCCCUUUCCCUGUUCGAAUUCUACUUUGUUAUCUACAAUAUACAUUAAACAUAGAACUAACUGCGCUUGUAAUUCCGAUUCAAACAAAUUUUCGGGACACGAUAACCAGUUGGGUUUAAAGGAGGCUGAGCUACUUAACUUGGAAGGGCGAUGCCUCGUUACGUUUCAUGGCAGUUUUUUAAUAGUGAAUGUUUACGCACCUUCUUCUAGAAAUUGCCAUAAAGCGCAGUUUCACCUCGCCUUAACCCAGUUGGUGGUGAGCUUGCAAUCUUCUUUGAAGGCCGUCAUUAUAGCCGGGGAUUUGAACUUGACGGGAAGAAAAGAGGAUGUUUCUUGGUUUAACAGGGUUAUAUGUUAUAGUGAACUUUUAAGUAUAAUAAAUAAUCACGAAGGAAAGAAUAACGAGAGCGGUCAACUUGCAAGAAAACUAAAAAAAGGGUUGGAGCGAGUUAUUUUAUUACUGAAGAGUUUAAGUGUGCAAGUUAUUGAAAUCGUGGAGAAAAAAACUUUAAAGAGAAAAUUUCAGUACAAAAUUGUUUCCAAUCUUAAAGAUAUAAAGCUUCGGCACAUUGGUAAGCGAUACGAGAGCUGUUCAGAAGCUCAAGAUGCCUUUUGUAUUGGAAAAUGGAGUGGAGAAAAUUGUAGUGCUUCUUAUCGAAAUACACUUUUUGUCGGUCAGUGGAUUGAAUGCUACGAAAAAGCCGCCAACACAACGUUCACAAAAAAGGAGGCUUAUAUACUCUCCGAUUUUGGCGCGUCGCCCACUGAUUCGUUUUUCCAGUGCUGGUUUUACGACUUGCUGGAGCGGGCAAACCUCGUAGAUUCUCUAGUUGCGAUGCACCCCGAAGUCAAGGAAAGGUUUACUUGUUUUGAUCAGUCUAGAAACAGAAGAUUUUCUAAUGAUGGAGCGAGAAUCGACUUCUUACUGGUCGAGAAAAACCUCUUUAACCAGUUUGUUGUCGCUGGCACGCCCCUUCUGAACAAACAAUUUUAUACUUUUCUGAAUGAUAGUCGAUACUAUGAGACGGUUGCAAGUUGCUCGCUGGAAAAAUUGGAUUUUAACCGCACCAAGUCUUACCAAGAAGACGAGUCUGAUCUCCUUUUCUGUCUCACUGCUGGCGGACUGAUCAAGCCAGCUCCGUACGACGGCACUGGAAUGCAAGACGCCCCGCCUGCUGCCUACUAUUUCCAUAUUGUACCCCCGCACACCGGGAUGCUGUAUACUCCUCCGCAGUUUUCUGAUCACCUGCCCAUCUGUGUUUUGUUGGACGCCGACAAGCACGUGGAAACAAGUCCGGCCCUACCUAAAAACCUGGCACUAGAUGGACGCUCGUCCACACGCGUAGCACAGCCGCACAAGUCCCAAAAAAAGCUCACGGCGUUCUUCACGAAUCGCGCUCCCCCGAAGAGAACAGCUGAGGACGAGAAGCGGAUGGACAGACAAAAAAAAUCCGGCAGACAAGUUAUUGGAAUCGAAAAAUAUUUUAAUCCUUCUAAAAAGUCUAAAGACGGUCAAUGACAGAACGGCUUAUUUCUUAUUAUUAAAAAGUCUUUUUCAGAAGUGCGGUCAUCCCGUCUUCCCUCCACUCUGCAGCGGAUAUCCACAUCUGCAUAUGCUUAUUAUGCACUAAUAAUAGACGCAAGAAAAGGCGGCACUCAUUACCCUUUUAA
Zophobas morio is the source of this 2192-nucleotide messenger RNA. RefSeq lists its product as uncharacterized. Gene Ontology annotation, molecular function: DNA-(apurinic or apyrimidinic site) endonuclease activity; phosphoric diester hydrolase activity; double-stranded DNA 3'-5' DNA exonuclease activity. Gene Ontology annotation, biological process: base-excision repair. The transcript is spliced from 20 exons. The coding region runs from base 1 to 2040 and encodes 679 amino acids. Lineage: Eukaryota; Metazoa; Arthropoda; Insecta; Coleoptera; Tenebrionidae. Gene Ontology annotation, cellular component: nucleus. The record is from RefSeq and is a predicted model, not a curated record.